UAUCGUAGUGUGAGUUUGACUAUAUGUUCCCACUUGCUUUAAGCGUUUUCUCUCCAAAUUCCCAAAGUCUAAAAGCAAAACAUGAAGAAGAAGGAAAGUUUUCUUCCUUCAUUCUCGUUAGAUCGGGAUUUUUGGGCAUCUGAAUUGGAGUAUCGGGAUUUUCUUUUCUCUGUUUUUAAUUUUUGAUGGGUUCAACAAAAUUUCUUUCUGGGUCUGCUAAAUUGUGUGAUUUUGGAUUGAUUUAGGUGGAUAAAGAGGAUGGCGAUGAACGCGGGGGAUUGGAGGAGUCAGCUGCAACCAGAUACUCGACAGAGGACUGUUAACAAAUUAAUGGAGACCCUGAAGAGGCAUCUUCCCUUCCCUGAGCAAGAGGGACUACAAGAACUUAAGAAAAUUGCAGUAAGGUUUGAGGAAAAGAUUAUACUACUGCCACAAGCCAGGUUUGCAUUUACACUGUCAGAUUAUCUGAGAACAAUAUCUCUUAAGAUGCUGACAAUGGAGACAAAAUCCCAUAACCGCAUGGGCAAUUCCCUGCAGUCCAACUAUGCCAGUAAUUGUGAAAUUACCCCUGUUCCAGAUAGUAACAUUGGAGAUUCAUCCCUCACAACUCUUACUGCUGCAACUAACAAGGCAACCGAUGACGAUGGAUUGGGUCUUGAUUUGAAUCUAAAGCUUUAGUUUUUCUUUUUCAAAUCUAUUAUGUGCUUGAUGUGCUAUGUAUAAGAAAGUUAUUCUCCACAUUUUCUUGAAUGAAUUUCGGAUUUCACAUUAUUAUCUAAAUCUUGUUUGUUUGUUGGAUUUUGUGGGUCAGAAGUGUCCGGUCAAUAGCAGGUUAUUCACGUCAG
Ilex paraguariensis (yerba mate) is the source of this 845-nucleotide messenger RNA. The record is from the annotation of a GenBank genome assembly. NCBI's taxonomy places the organism in Eukaryota, Viridiplantae, Streptophyta, Magnoliopsida, Aquifoliales, Aquifoliaceae.